CCUGAUGUCAUGAGAGUCACCUCUAUUCCUUUUAAAGAGAAGAAUCUCAGAUAUAUAAGCAAUAUAACGAAUAUUCCUAUUUUUGCAGAACUUCAACCGUUGAAGAUAGUCCUUCCAGUCAGUGCAUGUCUUUUACUUCUUGUAGGCAUUCUCUGUGGCCUGCUUCUUAAGAGAGCAAGACAGUGCUUGAACAAAAGAGAGGAGUUCAGUUAUCCAUCCAUUCGUGGCAUGGACGACUCGACCAGGCUGCCAAACACAGAGUCAGAGAGGGGUAGCUGCCAAGAGACUGGACGUGUUUCAACAGGAAAGUCAAGCCCGGAAUCAGUUCAGUGUGAAGUCACUGAAGGUAAUGGAUCUGAAGCGUCUGACGAGAAACAGGAAGGGUUUACAUACACCUGGAGUUACGGCUCCACCCCCAACUCCUUCUACAGUGUGGUGGCUAGAGCUGUAUGUCCAGACCUGUCUGACCCAUAUGUGCGACAUGAGGUGUGGGGGACGACACUGGGGGGACAGGUCACUGGCACUACCGUCACAGAUACUGGUUGUGAGUAACAUUGGGUGGACAUGUCACUAAAUGGGAGAAGGGGGUGAUUGAUUGGUCGUGCACCUGUUUGGCAUCAGUCAAGGACUACGUGAAGGUGGUGAAAAAAUGUUGGACAUGGGUCAAGGACUGGGCCAGAAAGACAAGCUUUAGGACGUGGGUCAGGGAUUAGACGAGGCAAUUAAGGUUGUUGAACAUGGAACAGAGACACGUUGAGGGC
Messenger RNA from Haliotis rubra (blacklip abalone), 761 nucleotides. RefSeq lists its product as uncharacterized. The coding region runs from base 10 to 552 and encodes 180 amino acids. The record is from RefSeq and is a predicted model, not a curated record. Lineage: Eukaryota; Metazoa; Mollusca; Gastropoda; Lepetellida; Haliotidae. The transcript is spliced from 3 exons.